Molecule: messenger RNA, 3270 nt
Organism: Helianthus annuus (common sunflower)
Lineage: Eukaryota; Viridiplantae; Streptophyta; Magnoliopsida; Asterales; Asteraceae
Product: probable apyrase 7
Exons: 3
Coding region: 482-2725 (747 amino acids)
Biological process (GO): nucleoside diphosphate catabolic process
Cellular component (GO): membrane
Molecular function (GO): nucleoside diphosphate phosphatase activity
Source: RefSeq, a predicted model, not a curated record
GAGGGGUAGAAUGGUAAAAAGCAAAAGAAUAAUAAUAAAAAGAAGGUUAAAAAUUACUUUGGUAUGAUGUGCGCGUCGGAGUUGUUCAACAUCACUAUUCUCCCCUUUCUGGAUCCAACCAAUUUCCGGUAACCGCCGUUCUUCACCAUCUCCGGCAACCACAUCUAACUUUCCUCCAUAAUUUAUUCAAUAAUUAUCCUCUCAAUCUAUCCGAUCAAACCUCUCACUUCAUUCAUACUCAUCGAUCGAGAUCCGAACUCAUUCUGCACUCAUUCGUCAACAAAAACCUCAUUGCUGUUGAUUAUUCUGUGAACAAAUGCGUUUCAACUGUCAACACUAGUGACAUAUUCCGCAUAGUGACAUGAACGGUUUUGUUCUUAGAAGCUCCGCAAAGGGGAGAUGCAGGUCUUAAUACUUACGUCGGUAUCACCUCUUGGGAUGGAAUCUUAUACGUCUUAAAACUUCUAAAACUCCUGCACACAUGGCGUUUAGUGGAAUUAAAGAACUAUUUUCUUCUGUAACAAGUCGGUUUUCAUCUUCCAAAUCAUCCACCAGUCCAUACGCAUCAUCCGGUUUACCGCCACUCGGUGGUUCUCCUCACGGUUACGGUUUUCCUAGUUCCAGGCAAAAGAAUCUUUUACGACUCUCGUCAUCACUUCAAGAUUUCUCUACGUAUCGGCGACUUGAUCCUGAAAACGGCAAUUCUAUACCUGGCGUUGAAACGCAUUCACCGAAUACGAACCAACAUCAUUUCGUUAACGGUGGGACAAGUUUCUCCAAGGAGAAAUCGUCACCGCAAACCGGUGUAAGACGAAAAUGGGUUCGGGUAAUCAUGGUUCUCUUCUGCUUUCUUUUUUUGGCUCUUUUUAUUUAUGGGUUGCUGUUUUUGUAUUCUAAUUGGGCUCACGGAUCGGCCCGGUUUUACGUUGUGCUCGAUUGUGGUAGCACUGGAACGCGUGUUUAUGUUUAUCAAGCGUCGAUAAAUCACAAAAAAACAGACUCACUUCCUAUUUUAUUGAAAUCGAUACCGGAGGAUCUUCAAAGUCUUCAAACCAGACCUAGUUCGCAAAGCGGGCGGGCUUAUAAUCGUAUGGAAACUGAACCUGGAUUCGACAAACUGGUCCGUAACGCGUCUGGUUUAAAGCAUGCGAUAAAACCGCUUCUUAAAUGGGCAGAAAAACAAAUCCCGAAACACGCUCACAAGUCCACUUCAGUUUUUCUUUACGCGACAGGUGGCGUUCGUCGGCUACCGAGUUCCGACUCCGAUUGGCUGUUGAAAUAUGCAUGGUCCAUAAUCAAACAUUCGUCGUUUUUGUGUCGAAAAGAGUGGAUUAAGAUCAUUAGUGGUAUGGAAGAAGCGUAUUAUGGGUGGAUUGCGUUGAAUUAUCACGCUAACGUGCUUGGAUCUAUACCGAAGAAAGAAUCGUUCGGUGCGCUUGAUUUAGGCGGUUCAUCGUUACAGGUGACAUUCGAGAGCGAGGAUUAUGUCAACAACGAGACUAGCUUAAACUUACAAAUCGGUCCGCUUAACCAUCACUUAAGCGCUUAUUCCCUCCCGGGUUACGGUUUAAACGACGCGUUUGACAAAUCAGUCGUUCAUCUUUUAAAGAAGAAUCCGCAACCGAAUUUACUUAAUGGAAAAGCUGUGAUUCGACAUCCGUGCUUGCAGUCUGGAUAUAAAGAGAGAUAUAUAUGUUCCCAGUGUCAAACGUCACAAUCGAACAGACGGAAAGUUUUGGGUAAAGUCGGAAAAUCGGGAAUUCCCAUUCAGCUAAUCGGUGAACCGAAAUGGGAGGAAUGCAGUGCGUUAGCGAAGAUCACGGUCAAUAUAUCCGAAUGGUCAACUCAAAGUCAAGGAAUCGAUUGUGACUUACACCCGUGCGCGCUUCAAAAAAACUUCCCGCGUCCGCAAGGACAAUUCUACGCGAUGUCGGGAUUUUACGUUGUGUAUAGGUUCUUCAACUUGAGUUCGGAUGCUGCCCUUGACGAUGUUCUAGAAAAAGGUCGUGAAUUUUGUGAAAAAACAUGGGAUUCUGCUAAGACGAGUGUGCCACCUCAGCCUUUUAUCGAGCAAUACUGCUUCAGGGCGCCGUAUAUCGUUUUACUAUUACGAGAAGGCUUGCACAUAACGGACCGUCAAAUGACUAUUGGUUCGGGAGGUAUUACUUGGACAGCGGGUGUUGCGUUAUUGGAAGCUGGGAAAGCGAUAUCGACACGUGCAGGCCUGCAUAGCUACAGAUUGUUACAAAUGAAGAUAAACCCGCUUAUCGUUUCUGUGAUAUUGGUUGUUUCUUUGUUUCUUGUGGUUUGUGCGUUAUCAUGUGCGGGUAAUUGUGGGCCCCGAUUCUUCCGUAGGUUGUAUCUGCCGUUUUUCAGACACAACAACGCCUCGGGGACUUCUGUUCUUAAUUUCCGGCGAUGGAGUCCUAUUAUUUCAGGGGAAGGAAGAGUUAAGAUGCCUUUGAGCCCGGUGGCAAGUGCGCAAAACCGGGCCUUUGGUUCGGAUAUCCAGCUGGCGGAAUCUUCACUAUACCCGUCAUCUAGCAGUGUUGCACAUAGUUUUUCCUCAAGUAGUCUGGGUCAGUCCCAAUUCGAUAGUAGCAGUAACAUGGGUGCGUUUUACUCUGGCCCUCACCGGGGUCAAAUGCGUCUUCAAAGCAGACGAUCACAAUCUCGAGAAGACCUUAAUUCCUCGGUUGCCGAUGCACAUUUGGUCAAGGUUUGACUUUUUCGUCAAGUAUACCAGCAUAUUGCUCACAAUAAACUCGAUUUUCAUGGGGACUUUGUUUCUAUAUGCAAAGUCUUUUUGGACCCGAAGCGAGUCAACUGAAAGUUGUGAUGGAUACCUUGUAAAUACCUUAACUUGUUGAUCUUGACGGGUUUGACCAAGUGGUUGUUGAAGCUGAGGCCUGUUUUGUACAAUCGAUUUGCCAUCGUUGAUUAGGAGAGAUUGAUGUUCGGGUCAUGAUCUGUUGAAUCAUUUUAAACAAUUAGCAACUGAAUUGAAAAAUUAUGAUAGGUUUUGCAUCGACACGCAUAGCAGACUGUACUAUUUAAGAUAGGUUCAGGGUUUAUGGUUUAGGAUUACAUUGCGAUCUAUAAGGAAUACAGAAUGAGUGCAAAGCAAAUGUGCAAUUACGCGUUGACCCAAAAACUCGGUUACAACAAAAUGAGCUAAAGCAAGUCGUCAUUCUUGUUUGGCGGUGUAGCUAAUUUGAACAGUAAUCAGUUUAUUACAACACAAACUGGCAGCAAGUAUGGCAGAUCUCA